GUCGUCUUCUUUGCUGUUGCAUCUCCCGUCUCCUCGUCCUACAUUCUGCUCGCAGCCCUCGGUCGUGAAACUAGCACCGGAGCUCUACUACGAGAACAGCACUUCAACGCCAGAUGAGCAAGGCUGGACUCACUGAGAAAGAAGAUGGGGAUAAUAGACAGGGAUUGAGCGUUUCCCCUUCGCUCGAGAAGGACGCGGCGACUGUGGGGUCUCAGGACGUUGAGGAUGGGACUGCGCGCGGAAAGGGGAAGCUGUCGGUGACGGGAAGAAUUGGAAGGUCCAUCAAAGGCUUGCUCGUUCCCCUCGACCCACCACCACCAAAAGACUCCAUCGACGAUGCCGAAUACAUCCCCGAAAUGACCGCCAACUUCUUCUCCCUCAUGACCUUCUCCUGGCUGAAUCCGUUGAUGUCCCUUGGAUAUGCUCGACCUCUUGAAGCCCCCGACCUCUGGAAACUCCAAGACCAUCGUUCCUCCGCCGUCAUCUCUGAUAAAAUUCUAGCUUCGUUUGAGAAGCGGAAGGACAAGGCGGAUGCAUUCAAUGAGCGAUUGGACAAGGGCGACGUGAAACCAGGGUGGAGGAAGACGGCAUGGUGGGGGCUGAGGGGCGAUAAGGAGAAGAGGGAGAUGGAGUGGAAGAAGAGUAUGAGGAAGAGGGCGAGUCUGACACUUGCGAUGAAUGACGCUGUCUUCGUUUGGUUCUGGUCAUCUGGGGUGUUGAAGGUACUCGGUGAUACGGCUCAAGUCACCAGUCCUCUACUCGUCAAAGCUCUGAUCAACUUCGCUACCACGUCAUAUAACGCGCACCAGCAAGGUUUAACCGCUCCACCCAUCGGCAAGGGCAUAGGUUACGCUUUCGGUCUCCUCGCUCUUCAAGUCGUCGGUUCCCUAGGCCAACACCACUUCUUCUACCGUUCCGCCUCUACCGGCGUCCUUCUCCGCGGUGGCCUCAUCACGGCAAUCUACUCCCGCUCCCUCCGUCUAACCACCCGCGCCCGCUCCUCCCUCCCCAACGGUCGUCUCGUCAACCAUAUCUCCACCGACGUCUCCCGCAUCGACUUCUGCUGUGGUUUCUUCCACAUGUUCUGGGCUGCACCGAUUCAAAUGGCCAUUUGCCUCGUGCAGUUGAUUAUCAAUUUAGGACCGAGCGCGUUGGCUGGUUUCGCGGUUUUCGUGAUCAUUACGCCGCUUCAGGGUUGGAUUAUGCAGAAUUUGAUCAAGAUUAGGGUUAAGGCGAUGAGGUGGACGGAUAAAAGGGCGAAGAUGCUGCAGGAGUUGCUCGGAGGGAUGAAGGUCAUCAAGUAUUUUGCGUGGGAGGUUCCGAUGUUGAAGAGGAUCGGGGAGUAUAGGAUGCACGAGAUGGGGUAUAUCCGGUCGUUGCUUCUUAUCCGUGCGGCAAACACUGCUCUGGCAAUGUCGACGCCUGCGCUCGCUGCUGUCCUCGCUUUCGUCGUGUACGCGGCGGCGGGUCACACCCUAGAGGCAGCAACGGUCUUCACAUCACUUACUCUCUUCAACUUACUUCGUCUCCCGCUCCUCAUGUUGCCCAUGUCCUUCAGCUCCAUCGCCGACGCCCGCAACGCCAUCGGACGUCUCCAAGAAGUCUUUGAAGCCGAACUCGUCACCGAAAGCCUCAUCACGGACUCUACCAUCCCCAACGCCGUCGAAGUCUCCUCCGCAUCCUUCACAUGGGACAUAACCCCCCAAGACGCCGCCGAGAUUGCCAAAAUCCCCAAAGCCACCGGCGGCAAAUUCGGCGGUCGUGGCAAACCCGCCGCCGUCGUCGGUCCACCCCCUCCCGCCCCGAAAUCCGACGCCGAAAAGGCAGCGGAGCAGAAAGAGAAGGAGGAUAAUCUGUUCAAGAUCAAGGACGUGGAUCUCGUCAUUCCGCGUGGUCAACUCGUUGCCGUCGUGGGCACGGUAGGGUCGGGGAAGACGAGUCUGCUGCAGGGGCUGAUUGGGGAGAUGAGGAGGACGGAGGGGAAGGUGACAUUUGGGGGGAGCGUGGCAUAUUGUGGGCAGAGUGCUUGGAUACAGAAUGCGACGAUUAGGGAGAAUGUGUGUUUUGGGAGGCCGUUCGAUCAGGAGAGGUAUUGGAGUGCUGUUGGGGAUGCGUGUUUGGAUCAGGAUUUGGAUAUGUUGCCGAAUGGUGAUAUGACCGAGGUGGGAGAAAAGGGAAUCUCGCUUUCUGGUGGCCAGAAGCAGAGAAUCAACAUCUGUCGUGCCGUCUACGCCGAUUGCGACAUUCUCAUCUUCGACGAUCCUCUCUCCGCUCUCGAUGCUCAUGUUGGUGCCUCCGUCUUCAAGAACGUCCUUCUCAAUGCGCCCGCUGGCAAGACCCGGAUCCUGGUCACACACGCUCUGCAUUUCUUACCUCAGGUCGACUACAUCUACACUAUCGCGGAUGGGAAGAUCGCCGAGCGUGGGACCUACAGCGAGCUCAUGGAGACACACGGCGGAGCCUUCGCUCGCUUCAUUAACGAGUUCGUGUCGCAAGAGGAGUCACAGACCAAGAAGGGAGAAGGCGCAGGGGACGUAGACAUCGAAGAAGCAGAGGAAGAGGAUGCAGAGGCUGCCGACGCCCAGAAGAAGAGGAGGGCCAAGGUCAAAGGGGCGCAGUUGAUGCAGGUGGAAGAAAGGAGCACGGGUAGUGUGGAUUGGGGCGUUUAUAAGGCGUAUUCCAAAGCCGGGAACGGCGCAGUGUAUCUGCCCUUAUUGAUGAUUGCGUUGGUGAUUCAGCAGGGGACGCAGGUGAUGUCGUCGUAUUGGCUUGUGUAUUGGCAGGAAAAGAAAUGGGCAGAACCUCAAGGAUUCUAUAUGGGGAUCUAUGCCGCCCUUGGUGUCGGUCAAGCUCUCACGGCGUUCUUCAUGGGCAUCAUGUUCUCCUUGAUCGUCUACUCCGCUUCUCAACGGUUACAUAACAACGCGAUUACCCGGGUCAUGCAUGCUCCUAUGUCCUUUUUCGAGACAACGCCCAUCGGUCGUAUCAUGAAUCGAUUCUCGAAGGAUGUGGACACGAUGGACAACAUUCUAGCUGACUCAUUCCGCAUGUUCCUGAACACUUUUUCGAGUAUCAUCGGUGCCAUCCUCCUGAUCGCCAUCAUCCUGCCUUGGUUCCUCAUCGCGGUUGCCGUCUGUGGUGUCAUGUAUAUCAUGGCCGCCGCUUUCUACAGGGCUAGUGCUCGUGAGAUUAAGCGUCUGGAUGCUAUCCUUCGUUCGUCAUUGUACUCGCACUUCUCAGAGUCCUUAUCAGGCCUGGCGACUAUCCGUGCUUAUGGCGAGUCCGAGCGAUUCUACAAGGAGAACAGAGAUCGUGUGGACGUCGAGAACAGGGCAUACUGGAUGACCGUCACGAAUCAGAGAUGGCUCGGCAUCCGACUGGAUUUCUUCGGGACUGUCCUCACUUUCGUAGUUGCUAUCCUGACAGUUGGCACGCGGUUCACGAUCUCUCCAUCGCAAACUGGUGUUGUCCUCUCGUAUAUCCUCUCAGUGCAACAAGCAUUCGGUUGGAUGGUUCGCCAACUUGCAGAGGUCGAGAACGACAUGAACUCCGUCGAACGUGUAGUCUAUUACGCAGGCCACGUUGAGCAAGAGGCGCCACAUUUCAUCGAGGGGACGACCCCGCCUGCUCCUUGGCCCUCCGUCGGUAAACUCGAGAUAAAGGAUAUGCAACUGAAGUAUAGGCCUGAACUGCCGCCUGUGCUGGAUGGGCUAACGAUGACGGUGAAAGGUGGAGAGAAGAUUGGUAUCGUCGGACGAACGGGUGCGGGCAAAUCGUCGAUCAUGACGGCGCUGUUCCGGCUGGUAGAGAUCUCGUCUGGGUCGAUUCUCAUCGACGGCGUGGAUAUCUCCAAAUUGGGACUCACGGAUGUCCGCAGUGGACUUGCCAUCAUUCCCCAGGAUGCUACCCUCUUCUCCGGUACACUCCGAAGUAACCUCGAUCCAUUCGGCCUCCACGACGACGCUCGCCUCUGGGACGCCCUCAAACGGUCCUACCUCGUCGAACAAGACAAGGGCAAACGCAUCUCCACCCCCAUUGACCCCUCUGAUGACGAGAAGCUCCCGACGGGAGCCAGUACGCCCAUCGGACCGCGGUUCACAUUGGACAGUCCGAUCGACGACGAGGGUUCGAACUUGUCCAUCGGCCAGAAGUCGCUGGUUUCGCUUGCGCGAGCAUUGGUCAAGGACAGUAAGGUGUUGAUCUUGGACGAGGCGACGGCAUCAGUGGAUUAUGAGACGGAUAAGAAUAUUCAGGAUACGAUCGCCAAUGAGUUCAGGGAUCGGACUAUCUUAUGUAUUGCUCACCGUUUGCGCACCAUCAUCUCCUACGACCGGAUAUGCGUCCUCGAUGCAGGGCACAUCGCAGAGCUCGACACGCCGGAGAACUUGUACCACGUCAAGGAUGGUAUCUUCCGUAGCAUGUGUGAGCGGUCUGGUAUCACGCUGGAGGAUCUGCGCAAGGCGGCGAAGGAGCGCGAGGUGAGGGAUGAGGAGGAUGGAAUCGAUAGGUUUGCGGAGUCAUGAUAGUGUAUCCGCAGCCUUUUUCUGUUUCGCUUUUGCUUUCCGUUUUGCUUUGGAGGCUAUGAUGCGAGUUUAUGACCUUGCAUGUUCUUAUAUACGUGGGAUCUUACUUUGUGAAGGGGAUAUCCUUACGGUUUUCUUUAACGACCUUUUCAUUUGAUAAUGCUUUUUUUGGCUUUUUGGCGUGGUUUAUCUCAUGCCAUGGACUUGAUGCAUAG
Stereum hirsutum FP-91666 SS1 is the source of this 4738-nucleotide messenger RNA. Its product is annotated as ABC transporter. Gene Ontology annotation, cellular component: membrane. The transcript has 18 exons. Gene Ontology annotation, molecular function: ATP hydrolysis activity; ATP binding; ABC-type transporter activity. NCBI's taxonomy places the organism in Eukaryota, Fungi, Basidiomycota, Agaricomycetes, Russulales, Stereaceae. Bases 114 to 4523 code for a protein of 1469 amino acids. The record is from RefSeq and is a predicted model, not a curated record. Gene Ontology annotation, biological process: transmembrane transport.